Lathyrus sativus (Indian pea) is the source of this 309-nucleotide messenger RNA. NCBI's taxonomy places the organism in Eukaryota, Viridiplantae, Streptophyta, Magnoliopsida, Fabales, Fabaceae. The record is from the annotation of a GenBank genome assembly.
AUGAAUGUAGGUGAGGGUGUGAACAAUAUGGUGACUAUAUCAGAGGCAUUCAAUAGUGUCAUUAUAGAGUCAAGAGCAAAGCCAUUGGUGACCAUGUUAGAAGAAAUUAGGGGAUGCAUCUUGGAAAGGUGGGCAGCAAAUAGGGUGAAAUCCUCACAAUUAAAUGAUGGGGAUGUUUUGCCAAACAUCAGGUGGAAAGUUGAAAAAACAAGCAGUUUCACACAUUAUUGGAUAAUAAGGAUGUCAUGUGAGUUUAUAUUUGAAGUAAGACAUAUUAAGAAUCAAGGUGAUAUUUUGUUGUCAACUUGA